AUGAAGUUCCCUCUCCUCCUGUCUGCCUCUCUGGCUGCGGCCUUUGUCGUACCGGACGAGAAGAUCCUGGCGGCCUUGUCCGAGGAACCGAUUCCCAAUGCCUUUCAACUUCAGCAGCAGCAGCAUGAUGUCGACCAAGGCAGCUUCCCUCCGUCGUGGUAUGUGACCACCGUUGCGGACGGCAUUUGGAGAUUUGCGUCUCAGCUCCGACAUGAGGAGAAUCGCUGUCCCGAGGCAGAAUAUGAGUCCGAGGAUCCCCAAGAAGUCACAUCCCAUGAUGAAUAUGAGUAUGGAGGAAAUAUCGAUGCCUCCAUCGCCGAAGAUGUAAACCUUCAGGGUGACGAGACCGAAUUCCACCACCAUCACAGACCAAUAGACAGGAACCACCGUUUCUUGCAGAAGCUCAGGGAUGAAUUGAACGAUGUCUUGGGUCAUCGCAAGCAUCGUCCUCUUCCUCCUCCGCGUCGUCCCCCUCACCGUCCUCCUCCCCAGCGUCCUCCGUUCGACGAACCGGAAGAUGAUAUGCCACACGGGGGUCAUCAGCCAAACCAGACCAUCUACCAGUUCAUCUCCGAGAGUGAGCACACCCGCAUCUUUGCCAAGAUUAUCGAGGAAUUCGACGAGGUUGUCGAUUAUCUGAACAGCACCAAGGCCAACUACACCGUCUUUGUUCCCGUCGAUGCAGCGUUCCAAAAGUUCAAGCAUCAUCCCAAGCCUACCAAGGAAUUCGUCUUGAAAUGGCUUGAAUAUCAUGUGUCCCCAGGGCUGUACACCCGACGCACGUUCUUCUCCGCCCAGACGGUCCCGACUCUUCUGAAGGAGGAGAAUAACAGCUUCAACCCGCAGAGGAUCAGUACUCAAGUUGGACUCAAGGGUCUGACGCUGAACUUUCAUUCUCAUGUUAUCAGAUCAAACAUUUUCGCCACAAACGGGGUCAUCCAUGCUCUCGAUGACGUCCUUUUCCUGCCAUUCUCUGCAGUGGACACCAUCGAUAUUGUACCUUCGCUGCUCAGCACCCUGAAUCUGGGACUGGUGAAGACAGGUCUGGUUGAUUUCCUUGGGCCGGACACCCCUAAGUCUGGAGGGACUCUGUUUGCACCCACAAACCACGCCUUCGCCAAACUGGGCCCCAAGAUCAAUGGCUUCCUCUUCAGCCGGUUGGGCCAGAAGUAUCUCAAGGCUCUGCUCAAGUAUCAUAUUGUGGCCAACCGCACUCUGUUUUCGGACGCCUACUACGGACCCAAGAACGAAAGCGACUUCACUGUUGUUAACGGUCAGCAUGUUGAUCUCCCCACGCUGCUCCACGGUCAUCACCUGAGCGUUGAUAUCCGCCACUUCCAUCGAUUCGCGCACUUCGUCGUCAACAAGCACACGAGGGUUUCCGUAUCCAACGUGCCCGUCAAAGAGGGAGUCAUCCACCUGGUCUCGUCGGUGAUCAUCCCGCCGAGGAAGCGUGACUCUGAUAGCCAAGUUGUGGAAGACGACCUCGAAGACGACCUCCCGAUAGGUGCAGAAACCCACCAUGAGGAAGAAGAGGAGAUGACUGUCGAAGAGCUGAUCGAGAGGCUGCAGCCGUAUGUUGAAGAAGAGUAA
Rasamsonia emersonii CBS 393.64 is the source of this 1593-nucleotide messenger RNA. RefSeq lists its product as uncharacterized. Gene Ontology annotation, biological process: macroautophagy. The transcript is spliced from 4 exons. Gene Ontology annotation, cellular component: fungal-type vacuole membrane. Bases 1 to 1593 code for a protein of 530 amino acids. NCBI's taxonomy places the organism in Eukaryota, Fungi, Ascomycota, Eurotiomycetes, Eurotiales, Trichocomaceae. The record is from RefSeq and is a predicted model, not a curated record.